AUGUCAGCAACGCGAACAGUAAGAAAUUCAGGCGGACUUGGAAUCAAGUUCGGCGAUCAAUAUACUGAUAUACGUCGCUCCUCUGUUGUUGUGUCCCAGUCGUCCUCCAUUUACAGCUUUGAAGAGGGUAUUGACAAGAUCGAUACGCCCCACCCCGCCUAUGGGUUCACAACAAGUCCUGAGCCAGUUGUUGAAAAGCCAAUUGCUCCAAGGAGAGUCGAUGCCAUCGAUCUUGAAGCAGAUCCCUACGAACUUCUUGAAGAACUCCUGGAUUCGACGCUGCGCGACCAAGCAGUGACAUUUGUUCGAAAGUCGUCGUCUACCCCUCGCGCUGGAUCUUCGCAGUUCACGCCAAGGGUUUUUUCUGGCACAGCCACAUUUGCGACAGGCUCUCCCCUUCCUCCCAGAUACCAACGACAACGACAAACACAAAUCUACACAGGCAGCCCUGUACGAAAUCAUCGCUCCUGCACAGUCUCUGGUGCUGAAGCCUCUCGAAUCCCCCCAUCAAAUAGUAGCCCCGAUCUUCGUGGGUUCUCUGAAUCACAUUACCGCUCACAAUCCACCCCAACUGCCCUGACGCCAACCCAAACCGACUCACAUUCCUUCUCGACCUUUGGAAAUCGACUCCUGAAGAAGCUUCCGAAGCUGCCAAACAUCUCGAAGAGGAUUCGCCUUCCAUCGCAGAUUUUUCCUUUCUUUACAAAAGCACAAGAAGCUGAGACUGCAGAGAAGGUGUAUUCGAAAGUCCACGGUUGUGAACGCCACCAGAACUGCACAGAUUGCACGAAUAUCGAGUUCGCAUACUGGGAAAAUAAAAUCAUGUCUACCUCUAUUCCAGCCGAUGAGCGUCAAAAGAUCAUUGCCAACAACAAAUCUCUGCGUACAAUCAAGAAUGAACUCGAAAGCCUUCUUGAGAAUGGGAUGAUUAGCGAUGAAACAUACGAUACUGUUAUCAAUUCUCUGCCUGCCGAAACCUCACUCAACAGCGCUGCACGAAGAAAUGUGGUUCCUCCUUCUCCAAUCCCGACGCCUGAAACCAACCCUCUCACGGCUGCGAUCAGCAACAUGAGAAUCAACAGCAACAGCAGCCAAGAGCCUCCUUCAUACUCUUCCUCCACGGCUGCUCCCCCAGCUCUUCCAGGACGUGCACCUACCCAGCAACCCGAGAGACCAGAGAUUGGUCGUGCCACCAGUUUAUACCCUUACGAAGGCGCCCCAGAGGACUGCUCGUUCGGAGUCAAUGAAACACUCGUCAUCUAUGAAUACAUGAAUAAUGAAUGGUGCUAUGGCAAGAACUUGACUACUGGCAAGCAAGGCCUUUUCCCUACGAACUACGUCCAAAUCAAACAACAAGCACCGACACCAAACCCCAACGCGUACGGUGCAUAUGGAGCUGACAAGCAGAAUGCUCAAUGGGGAGGAGGAUACCCAGGUCAAUAUCAACAAGCACAGGCACAAGGUCCCCCACCACCAGGCCCAAGCAAUCCUUACAACAGCGCUGUACCACCAAUGCAAAUCGCGGAGCAACCUGUAGACGGCAAGCCAGGCAAGGGCGCGGAAAUGGGCAAGAAGUUUGGCAAGAAGUUGGGUAACGCUGCUAUCUUUGGUGCUGGUGCUACGAUUGGAGGCAACAUCGUCAAUUCGAUCUUCUAG
Molecule: messenger RNA, 1656 nt
Organism: Mollisia scopiformis
Lineage: Eukaryota; Fungi; Ascomycota; Leotiomycetes; Helotiales; Mollisiaceae
Exons: 2
Coding region: 1-1656 (551 amino acids)
Biological process (GO): endocytosis; actin cortical patch localization; plasma membrane tubulation
Cellular component (GO): Rvs161p-Rvs167p complex; mating projection tip; medial cortex
Molecular function (GO): protein binding; lipid binding
Source: RefSeq, a predicted model, not a curated record